AUGUCAGCUAAGCGGCCUCUUCUGUAUCACGAAUUAUCAGCAAAGUGGCCGAGAUUACAGUCUCCGAUUGAAUACAAUAAGCUGCCCAUCCCGGAAACCGAUCUCGAUCUCUCUAUCCCUUGGGACUGGGGAUCCCCCGAGUCAGCGCAGCUACGAGCCAUCCACACCCUGGAGAUCACCCCAGAGAAUGAACGGCUGGUGCGGACCUUCCAUCCCGCGUUACGAGAUCAACAUUCAGUUUUUGUGUCUCAUACCAAGUACGGCCCUGAAGUCUGGCUAGUGAAGGGCAUUUGCGAUGACGUCCAAGCGGGGGGUCGACCAUUGCACCCAUAUCCCGAAGAUUGGAUGAACCUCCACGCGUUUACAGGGAUUAUGACUCCCCGCUCACCUGGCAAAGAGGAAUACAUGUUUCAAGAAAGCAUUAACCCAAGGAAGCUCCUAUCAAUGCAGCAGCUUGAUUGCUUGCGAGAGCUUUUCCCCACAGCAAUGGGGGACCGUAUUCUAGUCAGUGGAUUCCUCGUCAUUCUCUUUAAAUCACUUCAGGAGAUCCAAGAUAUAUAUAGGAGGGACUGGAUCCAUGAGCUAGGUGGCUUGAAUGUCAAUUAUGACGAGAAUAUGCUCACCGCUAGUGCUGACACCGUUAUAUUGGGUAUGGGGGUAUGCGAGAGACCAGAGGGUCUUUAUGACCAAGGCUUCUUGGGCCUGAAAAUCAGAACAACCGAUGGUCAAGAGGCCAUCACGACUGUCACUCAUGGAUUUGUUAGGCACCCGUCACCCUUCAGCCUGACCCUGUUAUUUUCAGACUGGCUUGGUAUCAUCAAAUAUUCCUUCGAUGACCCAAGCCAAACUCUACCCUACCCCGCCGGCUAUCAGCACGACCUUUGUCUGAUCACAGAUAAAGACCUCCCUGAGAUCAUCAGCCCCCCUGGGUAUCCCGUUAUAUCGGGAUGGGCAACCUAUUCCGCUGCGCUCUCUGGCUCUGAAGUAUAUGCCGCUCGCAUGAAUCCCGUCGUGAAGAAGUGGGUCCACCUUGAAGGCAAAGUUGAUCCUCAGGCCAUCCGAAACGCUACAGUUGUGGGUACUCAGUACCUAUGGGACGCCGGUUCUAGUUUGCAGACUGCGUCUUUGUUAUGGACAACCAAGGAGCCGUGGUCGAUGGCAGAUGGGUGGUCGGGAUCUGUUUUGUGCCUCGGACGGCUGACCGAUAAGUCGAGCAGGGCACUUGUGUUCCAAAACUAUCAAGUGGAAUGCACCACCAACAUCACUAUGAAUGGCCGGCGAGACUGGAUAUUUGUCAAGGGAGGGUUCUUACUCCCAGAUUCAGUACGGUCUUCAGAGAUUAUUAUGGGCGAUAAUGAACAACACAGGCGGCGAGACCCGGGUACCUUUCCCCGCCGCAGUGCAGAAAGCGCCGUCUUGGAACGUCGGGUGUUCUCAGCCCUUUGA
This is a messenger RNA of Penicillium taxi, 1446 nucleotides long. RefSeq lists its product as uncharacterized. NCBI's taxonomy places the organism in Eukaryota, Fungi, Ascomycota, Eurotiomycetes, Eurotiales, Aspergillaceae. The transcript is spliced from 3 exons. The record is from RefSeq and is a predicted model, not a curated record. The coding region runs from base 1 to 1446 and encodes 481 amino acids.